Messenger RNA from Rhagoletis zephyria (snowberry fruit fly), 1949 nucleotides. RefSeq names its product myb-like protein Q. Lineage: Eukaryota; Metazoa; Arthropoda; Insecta; Diptera; Tephritidae. The record is from RefSeq and is a predicted model, not a curated record.
AAACUACCAUUGGAGAAUAAAGCAACCAAUUUUGGUCCCAUUGUACCAAAACGGCAACGCUGAUUAUUUCGCUUUUUUGUUAACACUGUUCUCUCUUUUUAGCCACUCCAAAACCGAGAUAAACACAGGCGGAGCGAGUGAAUAAGAGCGAUGAAACGAACAAACCAAAAUGGUUGUUUGUUGGACGGUUCGAGUCGAUUACCAACUAGGACAGAAAUUCAUCUACCGAUACGACUUUUUCAAUAAACAAAAGUAGCUUCAAAAACAAGUGUUUAGGGCUGUUCUUUAUUGUUGGAAACUUUAAGAAAUAGCUAUUCAUAUUCAUUGCUCGUUAUAGCAACUAUAAAAUUAAUCCUCGAGCAAAUCAAGGAAGUGUAAAAGUCGACCAAGAAAAAAGGUAAAAGUUUCGCUUACUUAAUCUUUUGCCCAUCGCUAUAGCACAGAAAAAAUUGUUUAGAGUAAGUUACAUUUAGACCGAAAUUUCGUUGUGUAGAAAUAAAUACGAGUACGUUUGUAAUUUAAUGCUAGACGCUGUAAGAAUCCAAUGAAAUAGCAGGCGCGUAUAGCAAAUAUAUAUUUAUAUUUGCGUGUGCAACAUCGGACCGCGAGCGUGUUCGGUCGACGUGCUCGAAGGAAGGGUGAAGAACGGCAGGAGCGGACGCAAAGAACUGGGGUAGAUUUCCUUAGAUUAUUUCUUAAACAAGGAGGAAUAUUUCCUAAGUUAUAUCAAUAACGAUCAACCCACCCACGGAACGAUGUCAGCAGGUCUAGCUGCAUUGAAUUGCGAUCUACGCUCUUACUCCCGACUUUGGCUCGGCGAGUUUAUUGAACUUUAUCAACAGGAAGAAUGUUUAUGGCAUCCGAAACAUCCUGACUAUAGCAAUCAUAGUAUUCGCAAUAAGGCCUAUGAUCGAUUGGUAGAAAAACUAAAAGAAGUUGAACCAAAUCCUGAUCGAGCAAUGGUGGUCCGAAAAAUCAACUCGUUACGUUCGGCAUUCAGGCGCGAGUUUCGCAAAUCAAGUUCCAAGAAUAACUACGAAACACGUCUAUGGUACUAUGACAAGCUGCUUUUCAUCGCUGAACAGAAUCCAAAACGACUUGCUGCUUUGCGAGACGCUAAGACACCAAAACGUUCCUUGGCAAUAAGUUUUGAUGUUGAUGACUCGAUGGAGUUUGAGGAAGAACCAGUUGUGGAAACGAUUACUGCAUCGCCGGUGGAAAGUCUCAACCAUUCACAACCAGCUGAGAUGAAAACUGUGACCGUUACAUCGGGUGAAUGUGUUAUUGUGAAGGAUGAAGAUCAGCUUCAGCACCAGCACCAACACCAACACCAUCAUCAACAUCAGCAUGCACACCAACAUCCACACGAAUUGCAGCAACAUCAUAGCGCCGAACAGCACUUGCAACAUGCCACAGCCACACCGCAACCUCAGCAUGCAACAGAAGUAAAGGUCUUAGAAAUAACAUCUUUGGAUACCAAUUCGCAGCGCGAAAUUCAGCAGGCUGUCAGUUCGCUAGAACAGCAUCAGCAACAAAUGCAACAUCAGCUUCAACAACAGCAACACCAACAACAGCCCAGUCAGACUAGUUCAGCUCAAAUAACACAAAUUCACCAGCAAGUUCCAACCAUACAAAUAGCGCGGGAACACUUACAGCCGUUGUUUGGAAAUUCAUACACAACAACUGCAACGCAUAGACAGGAGGACGAAUACGAUGCUAUUGGUAUGAAUGUGGCAUCAAAAUUACGGGUUAUGAACCCCACACAGAGAAUCAUCGCCGAAAAAUUGAUUAGUGAUGUGUUAUUCAAUGGCCAAUUAGACAAUCUUAACGUUAACUCUACAUUGGCUCAGUGAGAAGAGAUUAAAUAUGAAUAGGAUCUGCAAGAGAGGUAAAAUAAGUAUAAUUAUGAAUUUAGGCACAUGCCUGUUUGUAUGUACAUAAAUAUAUAU